UCCAACCCCUGUCUUUCUCUAAAUUUUGGAGACCGAGUGUGGGAGAAGACGAAGAGUAGAGGGGGAGGAGAUUGGCAUCUGUGAGAAAAGCCCGAUUGCAGCAGAAGACAGGGCUACUGAGGUUUACAGAACCAGCCACUUGGCCCCAGGAACUGAAAUUUGCAAUCUAAGCUGUAGCCCAGGGAUCCUCAGCCCCUGUCCCAGUAUCUCUUCCACCAGCUGUAGCCCAGGGGCCACCACCUGUCUCUAAGCUAAGAGUCAUCCCUGUUCCAGUUUGGGGGGCUUCAGAAGCCAACAACAAGCCCCCACCUGCUCCUGAUGAGGAGCCUAGCUCAUCUCCAGCCACGGUCCCUCACAUGUUGCCACGGUCCCUCACAUGUUGCUAGGACUACAGUACUACAGUACUACAGACCCCUGGGUGUGGCUUCAGUGGAAGCUCCCAGCAGCAGCCAUCAUGGUUCUCCUGCUCAUGUCUGUGACUGUGCUGCAUCUGCUCACUCUGGCCAUGCUGUUCAUCGCUACCAUGGAGAAGUCCUGGUGGGUCUGGACCGAUGCUGAGAUCACAGACCUCUGGUAUAACUGCAUUCAUGAUAACGCAACGGGAAACUGGCUGUGUGCUGCCUCCAAUGAAAAUGACUGGUUGCAGGCUGUCCAAGCCCUGAUGGUCUUCUCUGUGGUCUUCUCCUCUAUCUCCUUCCUGGUCUUCCUGGGUCAGCUCUUCACCUUGUCUAAAGUCGGGCUUUUCUAUUUCACAGGCCUUUGUCAGGUCUUCGCAGGUUUCACAUCAUUUGCCGCCUCGCUCAUCUUCACGUUCCACCGUAAGGAAAUCCUGGAGGACUCUAGAGACCUAAGCAUGGGUCACUUUGGCUACUGCUUCAUCCUGGCAUGGUCCUGUGUACCCCUCCUGCUCUUCAGUGGAGUUCUGUAUGUCCACCUGCGCAAGAGGCAGUGAGCCAAGACAGACGUGAGGUCAAUCAGCAGCAUCAUUCAAUAUUACUUGGUACUGUUAUCCUGUUAUCACUCGACUGUGGUGAACAACAACAGAGACGCAAUGUGCGAUGAAAGAGAGGUCUUUAUUUUCUCUGUAAUAGAUUUCCAAUGGGAUUUACAUACACUACAUGACCAAAAGUAUGUGGACACCUGCUCAUCGAACACCUCAUUCCAAAAUCAUGGGCAUUAAUAUGGAGUUGCCCCCCCCCCCCUU
Oncorhynchus tshawytscha (Chinook salmon) is the source of this 1204-nucleotide messenger RNA. It is a transcript of the gene emp3a, whose product is annotated as epithelial membrane protein 3a. The record is from RefSeq and is a predicted model, not a curated record. The coding region runs from base 377 to 952 and encodes 191 amino acids. NCBI's taxonomy places the organism in Eukaryota, Metazoa, Chordata, Actinopteri, Salmoniformes, Salmonidae. The transcript has 6 exons. Gene Ontology annotation, cellular component: plasma membrane.